CUCAUUUUCUUCGGUUGCUUCAGGCGAAGUUAAUGCGUUUUAUCUGGGCCGAUAAGCACUCCAGAGUAUCCAAAAGUACGCUUUUUGCCCAUAGACUUCAGGGUGGUCUUGGGGUGCCUAAUAUUGCCCCGCUGUCUAUGUUGCACGCCUCUUCCGACGUCCCCCUCUGGGUCCUGUUGGAAACUUGUGCCCCUAAUUGUGCUUCCCCCUGCCCUAUCGCACUGAGUCCUAUCGACGACUCUUCUACUCUGGUGGCUUCACCCCCUUUGCUCCCAAUUAUUAACAACCCUCUUUUCCCGCCGGGUUUGGAUCACCCAGGGGCGUUUUCUUGGUGGGUGACUAAUGGUUUUUCGCAGGUGCGACACUUUUUGAUUUUUCGGUCCUUUCCCACCUGGGACUCUCUUCGGGAAUCCCGGAAUAUCCCCCCGGCGGAAUUUUUUCGAUAUCUUCAAUUGCGACACUGGCUGCUCUCGCUGCGGGGUACUUCUGCGUUCCCGUACCAGAAAUCUGCCUUUGAACAGCUCUGCCAACUGCGUCCGGGCGCUCCGGGCCUUAUAUCCCUUCUUUAUGCAGCUCUGAACAGACGCUCGUCGCAUACUUCACUUUCAUAUGUUGUUCAGUGGGAGCGCGACCUGGGAGUGGCUGUGGAUCCGGAGGACUGGAAUAAGGCCUGGUCACUCAUAGCUAAAUGCUCAUUUAAUACGACCACACUGGAGGCAGCCUAUAAGGUAUUGUUUCGUUGGUACUGGGUUCCGGCUCGGCUGGCCCGGGCUAACCCUGCCUGUAGUGAUCAAUGUUUUCGGGGUUGUAGUCAUCGUGGUGAUGUAUUACAUAUCUGGUGGUCAUGCCCGAGACUGUUUCGUUUUUGGUCUCGUGUAUUUGGCCUCCUUUUCACCUUGUUC
Messenger RNA from Staurois parvus, 902 nucleotides. Lineage: Eukaryota; Metazoa; Chordata; Amphibia; Anura; Ranidae. The record is from the annotation of a GenBank genome assembly.